Molecule: messenger RNA, 3471 nt
Organism: Leishmania braziliensis MHOM/BR/75/M2904
Lineage: Eukaryota; Euglenozoa; Kinetoplastea; Trypanosomatida; Trypanosomatidae
Exons: 1
Coding region: 1-3471 (1156 amino acids)
Biological process (GO): maturation of SSU-rRNA
Cellular component (GO): Pwp2p-containing subcomplex of 90S preribosome; small-subunit processome
Molecular function (GO): protein binding; snoRNA binding
Source: RefSeq, a predicted model, not a curated record
AUGGUGGAGAAGACAUACCUGCGCUACGCCGUUGGGCCACAGGGCGGCGCUGUAGUGAGCAAUGCCUCUCUCGCGAUGGAUGUCGCAGUGGUGCCGUCUCGCUACACUGCCGCCGCCACCGGCAGAAACGCCUGCCCGCGCACUAGCUCUUUUAGCCGAGGGGGCCGUGACAUCAGUAGUCGCUCGGUCCUUGCUCCCGUGGUCACCACGUCGGCGGCGGCGGUCUUCGUGCCGUCUCUCGAGGCCGUCCGCGUCUACUCGGUGCGCAGCGGAGAGCUGCUUCACACUCUCAUCCCUGCCGAAGUGAAGAUGCCGGUCGAGGUCACCACCCUGCGCGUUGUGCCUAUGGAGGCGAACCAACGUGGCGGCAAGCUCGGUGCCGACGUGGAUGCGCACAAUGGCAGUGGUGCCGCGUCGCAGCAAUACAGCACCGGCUGGCUCUUAUUUGUCGGGUACUCGAACGGCUACGUGGCGGUGUUCUCGUGCAGUGCUGCCAACAACUACGGCCUGCCGGUGUGCCGCUUCUACGCGCUUGGCCACCGCGUGGACACGCAAGUGCUGGCCGUUGCUGUCGACUCGCCCCGCUCGAUGCUGUGCUCGGCAGGACAGGACACCGACAUCACGGUCUGGGACCUUGUAAGCCAAGAGGCGUCGUUCCGCCUGCGCGGGCACCGCGGUGGUGUUGUGGCUCUGGCAGUUGUGCACCCCUCGUCUAUCAGCACCGGCACCGUUGGUGAUAUGCGCAGCACCGCGUUCGACCGCACGCUGCUGUUGAGUGGAUCGGCAGAUGGCCUGGUAAAGACCUGGGACCUCAUCCUGCGCCAGUGCCUCCACACUGUCAUCGCCUCUGACACGCAGAUCACCGCCAUGGUGGCGGACUCGCAGGGACGCCGCCUCUACUGUGGUCUGCGAGAGAAUUACUUGAAGGUAUACAAUACAGAGCCGCUGCUGGCCGCGGCAGAGCAGAGCGGCACCACGAACGCGCGCAACGGUACCUCCGCCGAGGCGAAGCUGGAGGAUGGCGCGAUCCUUGACCACGGCACGGUACCGCGCAAGUACCACAAGCCCAUCACAGCACUUGACUUCUCGCACGACGGCGCCUUUAUUGUGGGGUGCACAAGUCGCACCGUGGAGGUGUUCCACGUGCUGACCGCCGAGGAUGUGAAGAAGAAGCUGUACCGCAAGCGUAAGCGACGACGUGGCCCGGGGGCGGCGGCAACGGCGACAGGGAUGACAACCGACGGCGACGACGGCGCAGAGGGGGAGAACAAGGAGGCGGACGCAGGUCCUAAGAACAACAUGGGUAAGAAGGCAAGCCGUAAGAGGAACAAGAUGGGCAACACGGUGGGCGAGGAUGACGGUGCUGAAGACGGCGACGACGACGACGACGGAGACCAUGCGGGCCCGUCGCACGGUGGCACCACCGCACGCGCCGCCACGGCUGUGGCGGCGACAGCUGCGGAAGAGGUAGUCUCUCUGCGCGCUUUCUUCCUCCCACAGAAGAUCCGUAGUGUGCACUUCGUGCCGCCGACGGCCCGCGAUCAGCUCAGCGAGGUCGACACACUGCACAUCGCCGUCACGUACAGUAGCAACACGAUGGAGACCUUCACGACGACGCUGACGACGAGCGACCGCGAAGGUGCGUCGGUGUUGACGCUGACGGAUCUCAAGCCGCGCCACACCUUUGACUGGAAGGGCCAUCACAAUGACAUUCGCGAAUUGGCUUUUGUCGACACCGACACGGCGCUGCUGUCGAUGAGUAAGGAGAAGGUGAUGAUGUGGUCGCUGACAGUGAAGGAAGACCUGCUGGAGAGCGACCACCUGGACAAUCAUGACUUCUACGAUGCCAAGGAAGCAAAUCUGGCACGCGUGGAUUUCAAGGGCGCGCUGAACAACGUGGGCAGCGUGGACGUCGAAGGCGCGUCCUGCAUGUCCGCCAUCUCCUCCUUGCUCUGCUGCGUCGGUCAACAGGACGGGUCAGUCUUGCUGCUCGACGUGGCGUCGUCUGCCCUGCUGUUCCGCGACACGGCCAUCCACGUUGGCGGUGUUAAGCACAUCGUGCGGAAGCCGGACGGCGCGGGCUUCGUCACACUCGGGGCCGAUCGUCGAAUACUUUUCUGGUCCAUCGGACUCACCGAGGACAAGGGGGUUCAGAACGCGGAUAGCAGUGGCGCAGAUCGUGGCGAGGAUGACAAUGCAAUGACAGCAGGGGCUGGGGGCAGCGGUGCCACCCUCGUGCAGGAGCAGGAGAUUGAGCUGACAGAGGCCCCGCUAUGCGCCGCCUUCAGCCCGGAUGACCGUUUCUUUGGGGUGGGUCUGCAGAACAACAACAUCCAGCUCUUCUUUGCGGAUAGCAUGAAGCCGUACCUCUCUCUCUUUGGGCACAAGCUGCCUCCGACGUCGCUCUCCUUCUCCACUGACGGCACGCUGGUGGCCUCCGUGGGCAUGGACAAGUCGUUGCGCUUCUGGGGUACUGACUUCGGUGACUGCCAUCGCGCCAUCCACGCCCAUGACGACUACAUCACGCAGGUGGAGUUCCUGCAGGACACGCACUACGUCUUCACUGUGUCCAUGGACGGGUCCGUGAAGCAGUGGGACGGCGAUAACUGGAUAAUGAUCCAGCUCUUCCGUCAGCACCAGCGCGGUCUAUGGGCAGUGUCCGUAACCGCCAAUAGCACGUGCGUCGCGACCGCGGGCGCUGACCGAUGCAUCCGCUGCUUCCUGCGCACGCAAGACAUCGUCUUUCCGCACGAAGAGGAAGCACGCAUGGCGCAGGAAGCGAUGGACGAGGAGACCGCCAAGCGCGCGGCCCUGCAGAGGCUCGACGGGGGGGACGCAAACGGUACCGGGGCCGCUGAGGUGGGCAUUGCAGGCCAGCAGACGGCCACAACGGCGGAGGCGGCGGAGAGGCUGAUGGAAGCACUAGACAUUGUGAACGUCGAGCAGCAGCGCAAGCAGCGCGGCGACGACACGACGCCGCGCCACCCGCUGCUGCUGAACAUGUCGGAGUGGGAGUUUCUGUGGUCUACCAUCGAGACGAUCCGGCCGAGCGAGCUGCGCUACACGCUGCUGUCGCUCACCAGCAUCCACGUCGAUGCGCUGCUGACGGCGCUAGAGUCAAUGCUGACGGAGAAGGCCGUGCUCAACUACGAGAUAGCGUCAAAGGUGGUUCUUGCGCUUGUCAUGAUACCCGCAGAGUCGGCACCCAUUCAGGGGCUGCGCGCCGCCGCCGUCCGCGGCGAAGUCUCUGAAGUGCGAGGUGCUCGUCGUCUCGCCGUGCUUCGCCGGUGCAUCUCCGAGGGCCUGGAUGAGAGCGUCAGCCGCAUGGACUACAGUGUAGCUGGCUUACACCUCGUGCGUCAGCACCUCGAGGACACGGAGAAGGUCAAGUUCUUCGACUGUAGCAAAGCACAAGGGUACAAGCGCAAGUACCACAGCCGCGCGCUGUUCACAUCAGAGGGCAAGCACUAA